UUAUCUACAUCCUCUGUGGAGAGGUGAGUUUGAUCAGCACUCUGAUUUGGAAAUGUGGAAUUUCCACUUAUUGAUGAGGAAGCUUUGUUUGCAUGGGAUUAGGGUUUCCCCCAUAACCUGACCAUAAAACAGACACACGGAGAACUGUCAACUGCCUAUCCAUGCCCUUUUGUCUCUACGUCUGUCUGCAAAGCGCUUCGAAUUUAAUAUAAUCGUUCAUCAUCAUCAUGAUCAUCCAUAGGCAGCGUCUCUUUGAUUUUGGUACAUACAUUGUCAUACUUUCCAUGAGAUCAUUCCUUAACUCUGCACUGGCUCUGAAAGGUAGUUGUGUGGUUGUGGGUCCAGAAAUCCCGGAAUAUCAAGUUCAAGGCGAGGCGGUUAUCAUCAGAUUCCCAUUUCUUGAAGAUGCAAUUAAUUACAGGAAAUUACAAGUGGACAACAGCUCAACAUUCCACAUUGAUCACAUCAACCUGAGGAACCAGAGCAACCUGAAGAGCUGCCGGGAUCGGGUGAAGCAGAGUGGGCGUGGCGUCCAGCUCCUUCCAUCUCAUCCGUCAGACUCUGGAACAUUCACCUACACUUUAAGGAGCAACACGUUCUGUCUCACUGGGAGUAUUUCUGUAACGGUCUAUGAGGCAGAGGAGCCAAACACGAUGAUGACCUACAAUGCACGUGUAGGAGAAGAUACAAAAAUUAAUUGUCCUCAUUUGAGAUAUUUCAAAAGGAAAGAAAAUCUUAUGUGGUACAAGGAUUUUCAGAGCACAGCGCUCCCUGUUGGCAGAGGACAAUAUACAAUAGAGAGAGGCAUAAUUCUGUCCAUCAAAAACAUGUCUGUGAAAGAUCAGGGCUUCUACACUUGUAGGCUAAAUGUGAUAUUCAACAAUACCCGAUACAAUGUGAGCAGGACCUGGAGAGUUCAAGUGUCAGCCCCAGUAUCAGAAAGUGCCGCACCAGAAGUUGUCACCUCUAACAAUCUCAAUGCUUUCACAUCAUCAGGUUAUUCAUUCCCCUAUAUUGUCUUUCCUGUGAAUGGAUCCUUCAUUGAAAGUCAUUUUGGCUCACGUUUGGCGAUCAGCUGCGUGGUGCGUGUUGGAAACCAGUCAGCUCAGUCCACAGAUGUGACGUGGCUGGUUAAUGGCCAGCCAGUUGAAAACUCUCACCUGGGGGCACGUGCAUUUCUGACAGAUAAAAGUAUCACAGGCAACCAUCUUGAGGUGCAGCUGGUUAUCCUUGAGCUUCAGCAAGAGGACAAUUGGACAGAAUUGAAGUGCAUAUGUCAAAACCAAGACCAGAAACAGGAAGUUGUCACUCAAAUUAAACUAGAAGACUCAGAGCCUUUGUGGAUGGUGAUAGCUGCUAUAUCCUCCUGUUUUAUACUCGUGGUGUGUGUUUUCUUGUAUCAUUUGUGCCAAAAGCCAAAGAAACGAGGGGACUACAUUCAGGCACAACAGGACAGCACCAUUUGAAGAUGGCUGCCUCCAGGGAUGGGCAGUAUUUAUGAUACAUGUAUUUCAAAUACAAAAUAGUAUUUUGUAAUUUGUAUUUGAUAGGGUUGAUGAAAAUGGCUUCAUAUUUUGUAUCAAAAUACUUUAGUGUUUUGUAUUUUUGUAGUUUUAAAAUACUGUAAAAUACUUUGUAAGAAGUCUACAUGAUGACAUCAUAAUAAUGUGGCCUCUGAUUGGUGCUUACUCAGUGGUUUGCCCAGACUUGUUGAGAUCAGAACAGAACAUUGAUCCAUAUGGAAGAAGGUGGUCAAGAAACUUGCAGGCUGACAGCUUUCCAUAAAUUUUUGCAUAAAUUGCUGCAAUUUUCAACAGUUCAUGUUAAGUUUUGGUGUUCGUUUUGGUAGCCAGGCUAAAUAGUUUACCAAUUUACAUAAUGUUCUUGAAAACUAUUAUACCGAGCAGCAGCCCCCUAUAUUUAUGAUUAACAAUCAAUUGAUUAAUUAGUUAGAUACUAGUUGCAAUGAACACAGGUGCCAUCAGUUGUCUUCUUAAAAAGACUUGUUUGUCAUUGAGUCAGUGUUGCUGAUGCAAAGUAGGCCCUUUGUUACCAAACUUCAAGUAACUAAAUUAAGAUACAAUUAUGAGUCAUUUGCAAACAUUAAACUGUUGGUUACUUUAAAACUAACCUUCAUCUGGGAGAUCACAGGGAUAUGUGAAUAUUUGAUCUGUUAAAGCCACAAUAUGCAAAUUUUCUCCGCUAGAGAUUGCUCAUUCAAAUCAAAGGCGUAGUUCGAUGACACCUUGAUUUCACAGAAUCAUGGGAGGUGUUGUCUUCACGUCUACAGAAGAAUCGGAACGGGAUUUAUGCAGAAAUCAUGUUCAUGGAUGAGAUUAUUAACGUUACUGUAAGCAGAGCAUGGGGGAGCAGUAACGAGGCCACUGGAGCGAUUGCUAAUGAGAGACGAGCGCGACAUGUCUCGACAGCAGCGGAUCUUUUAUUAUGCUGCAGUCGCCGCUUCUGCUUCUUCCGGUCAUGUGCACGUAGGGUAAAGCAGCGCUGUUUAUCAUAUUAGAUACAUUUGUGUGUUGAAAGUUGUUAUAAUGCUACUCUGUGCGUUCACUCAGCGGCUGCUAUGAGACACUUGUUGCACACUGAAGUAAGCUAGAUCGAUAUUAGUCAUGGUAAAACAUGGUACUCGCUGUAAAUCUAGAAAACAAGAUUCAAACAGAAAGACUUAGGGCCAGAUUUACUAACAGCUUGUGGCAGCGCAAACCCUCUUUUGGCAUUAAAAAACUACUGUCGGGAUUUACUAAAGACACGCAGUGUAAAAUUAGAGCUGAAAAGGCGUGGACUGAGUUAUUUUUGCGGCUGACCUUAUUGCAUAUGCAUUUGUAGGAGUUUCCCUUUCAGAUGCAAAAUUUAUGGGAGGAGAGUAUUUAAAUGAAUCAUGCUAUGCAAUUUACUAAUGUUUAAGCUAGUCAAUUUACUGGUAUUUGCACCAUUAUUUAACACCCUAAAAAAGCCUAAAUGCCUUAACCCAUUUUGCGACAUGGCUGCAAUUGUUGCUGUUAGGAGGAGACACCGCAGAGAACAGAGAGCGCGUGGUAGAAGGAAGAUUAUUAAUUUCUUUGAAAUGCCAGAGUAAGACGUUAUCCGAACAUAUUGUUUGCCUAUAGGGCAACAUAGCUUGGUAAAUGAUAUUAUAUGUGUACGUGUUUGUCAGAUUGCGUGUUAAGUUGUGCCUGUGUCGACCCGCACCUGAUGAGAGCAUCAGCAUCAGCUCUGUUUAUUUGCGACCCAACGCUAAUUUGCACUGCUCUUGGUAGAUUGCGUUAGUCAUUAUGUAAAUGAUAUGUCUGUGUUUGUGAUCUUUAAUUUGCGUGUCAGCAGUAGAUCACGUGCAAAACUUGCCACUCCCAUCGACGUAUUUGUGGAAUUGUGCUCUCACGCUAAUUUGCCCCGUUUAGUAAAUCUGGCCCUUGAUGUGUUAAGCUUUAUAACAUGAUGAGUUUUCUGUCGAUGAAUGUAUCCAAACAGUUGCUCAUCUGUCUAAUAAAACACAUAAUAUACAGUACUAAAGUGUCUUUGAUGUUUCCAUGGUUUCGAGAAAAAAUAAAACGGAAAUCGAGGGUAAUGAUGCCAUUGAUAGGCGACACACGGACACGGUCUGUGUCCUGAUUAAAAUUGCUUAUUUCUCUGGAUUUAAACAUUCUUGGAAACGUGGGAUAAUGUAAGUACACAAGUCAACAAAAUAUAUAACACUGUUCUAGUGGUUUUUAGAUAUUUUAAUCUAAAAAUCCUACAUAUUGUGCCUUUAACUGGUUUCAUAUGUCAGAUUUAGUGCAUGACUCGGGCAGAGAAAAGCUGAGUCAGUGUAAUGGUGAAGGAAUAGAUCAAAUGGGCCAAUUGAUGGAAAGUUUGCGAAGAAAUUUCAUGUUCCCUUGUAAAAGUAUUUUUUAGUAUUUUUAAAAUACAAAAAUACAGUAGUUUAUUUUGAUACAUGGUGUGGCUGCUGUAUUCUGUAGUUUAUUUUGAUACACUUAAAAUUAAGGUAUUUGGUAUUUUAUUUUAAAAUAAAUUUUGAUGUAUUUUUGCCCGGCCCUGGCUACCUCCUCACAUCUUUAACAAUGCAAAUAUUUUUGUCAUGUUUUACAUACACCCUCCUGUGUCUUUAGUUCUUGUUUGGUCUUGUCCUGUAUACACAUUGGUAAGACUUGGUUCCUUGUUUUCUUACAAAUAGCUUUUAAAUAAAUCUGCACUUAAAUCCUUACAACCUCUACUUAAGCUAUCAUUGCAAAAUCUGUGAAGACUUUUUAUCUUCUUUUUUUUGUGUGAAAACACUAACUCAUGAAAAGCCAUAGAAUAAAAUAGAAAAUGAUUUCAUUUGACAUGUCAAUUCUUGGACAAUCAUUCUUUUCAGACAAAUUAAAAUAUUUCAGUCUUCCUUAGUUCAUUUAGCCUUGUUCAGAUUGUCAAUCCAAAUCUGAUUUUUGUGCAUAUUCUUCAACUGGAAUCCAAUCUUAUUUAACAA
This is a messenger RNA of Ctenopharyngodon idella (grass carp), 4477 nucleotides long. Its product is annotated as interleukin-1 receptor type 2. The record is from RefSeq and is a predicted model, not a curated record. Gene Ontology annotation, molecular function: interleukin-1 receptor activity. Bases 228 to 1466 code for a protein of 412 amino acids. The transcript is spliced from 10 exons. NCBI's taxonomy places the organism in Eukaryota, Metazoa, Chordata, Actinopteri, Cypriniformes, Xenocyprididae.